CUGGGGGGUGCGGAACCCAGGGCUGCCCUGCUCUCGGGGAAGCCGGCCCGCCUAACUCCGUGGCGGGCAGUGUGGCCUGUGGGAGGCUUUCCAGCUUGGGGAGCCGAGAACAGGGUGGACGCGGGACUCUGAACGUGACAGUAACUUCUGUCGCCCGCGGACCAGAGACCGUCUGGAGUCCGUGUUCUGUGGUUUUUCUCACUGAUCCAGCAUGAGCACUGUCCCCUGCAAGAAACGCGAGGACUACCUGGAGUGGCCCGAGUACUUCAUGGCCGUGGCCUUCUUAUCAGCACAGAGAAGCAAAGAUCCAAAUUCCCAGGUUGGAGCCUGCAUCGUGAACACGGAAAACAAGAUCGUGGGCAUCGGGUACAAUGGCAUGCCGAACGGGUGCAGCGACGACCUCUUGCCUUGGAGGAGGACGGCGGAGAGGAAGCUGGACACCAAAUACCCUUACGUGUGCCACGCCGAGCUGAAUGCCAUCAUGAACAAAAACUCGGCCGACGUGAAAGGCUGCAGCAUCUACGUGGCCCUGUUCCCGUGUAAUGAGUGCGCUAAGCUCAUCAUCCAGGCAGGUAUCAAAGAAGUUAUAUUCAUGUCUGAUAAAUACCACGAUAGCGAGGAGACCAUCGCUGCGAGGCUCAUGUUCGAUAUGGCUGGGGUCAAGUUCAGGAAAUUCACACCCAAGUGCAGCAAGAUUGUCAUUGACUUUGAUUCGAUUAACAGCAGGCCCAGUCAGAAGCUUCAGUGAGUGCCACCUCCUUGAGCCCCCGCCGGAAGAUUGGGAUUAUCCUCCUCCAAGGAGCUGCUAAUGCCUUUCGUCCCGAAGGUCCUCAUCACUUUCCAGUGGCCAGCACAGCCAAAGCAGACAGCGAGAGAAUAUCAAGCCUCACUUCUCUGACUCUCUGUCCUGUCCCACGCAAUCUGCAUCUGAUUAAGCUCUCGACUUAGGGUUUAAGGUCAAGGAGCCUGUCGAUGGCCUGCCUCGGAGGCCGGAGGGGCAAGCUUUUCCCUUGGCGGCGCGGCAGAAGUGCACCCCCACUCCGUCACCCACUGCCUGUCGCAGCUGCUCCACACGGCUCCAUGGCUGGGAGGACAAACAAAUAAUUGUUGCGUCCCCGGCGGGACGAGCAGGCACACUGAUUGGAACAUCUGGCCCAAAUGAAGCAUAACAUGUAGUGCCCUUGGGGG
Molecule: messenger RNA, 1188 nt
Organism: Phyllostomus discolor (pale spear-nosed bat)
Lineage: Eukaryota; Metazoa; Chordata; Mammalia; Chiroptera; Phyllostomidae
Gene: DCTD
Product: dCMP deaminase
Exons: 7
Coding region: 212-748 (178 amino acids)
Biological process (GO): dUMP biosynthetic process; dTMP biosynthetic process
Cellular component (GO): cytoplasm
Molecular function (GO): zinc ion binding; dCMP deaminase activity
Source: RefSeq, a predicted model, not a curated record